AUGAAGGCACAGGAAGAACAUGAUUAUUUUCAAGCACAACUAAUCACCAAUGAGGGUGAGAUAAACACAUGGCUGAAGAUGAGACAGCCAAACUGCAGGCUGAGCAAAGCAUCUCAGGUUGAGCUGGAGAAACUGAGGCUGGAUAUGGAGCUAACCAUGCUGAAAUGCCAGUAUGAGGAGGAACAACGGAAACGGCAGCAUAAAGAGAAAAUGGAGCUUCUUCAGCUGCAAACAUCACCAACGCAUCCCAUUGAAAGAUUACAGGACCUCUGCGUGCCCCAAGACCAAUUUGCUCUGUUCUUGUACUGCUUCAUCUUCAUACAUCUUAUCUAUGUAGCAAAGGAACUGCUGGGUUUUUUUGUUGAAAAGCAUUACCUAUUUGUUAUUGCAGUGGCCCUGUUAUACCUAAUUAAAAAUCUCUGGAAUUAUUUGCUUGCUAUUAGUUCUGCCUCUCCAAUAGCAGCCUUUGAUGAAAUUCCUAAUUGUAAUGCACAGUGUUCAAAUGUGAGGGUAAAAGGUACCUUAUAA
Messenger RNA from Dromaius novaehollandiae (emu), 528 nucleotides. It is a transcript of the gene TMEM247, whose product is annotated as transmembrane protein 247. Lineage: Eukaryota; Metazoa; Chordata; Aves; Casuariiformes; Dromaiidae. The record is from RefSeq and is a predicted model, not a curated record. Gene Ontology annotation, cellular component: endoplasmic reticulum. The coding region runs from base 1 to 528 and encodes 175 amino acids. The transcript is spliced from 2 exons.